Mobula hypostoma (lesser devil ray) is the source of this 14121-nucleotide messenger RNA. RefSeq names its product kelch-like protein 5. Gene Ontology annotation, molecular function: protein binding. Bases 16 to 2145 code for a protein of 709 amino acids. Lineage: Eukaryota; Metazoa; Chordata; Chondrichthyes; Myliobatiformes; Myliobatidae. The transcript has 11 exons. The record is from RefSeq and is a predicted model, not a curated record.
UUAGGUGAACAGAAAAUGUCUGUUUCACGUAAAGAAUUUGAUGUGAAGCAGAUUUUACGCAUUCGGUGGCGAUUUUUUGGUCACCCUGCUUCUCCUCCAGUUGCAUCCAGUGAUAAUCGACGGGGAGAAAUUUGGAGCAAGGAUCUAGGUGCCUCAAAUAAUGGGAAAAAAUUCUUAGACUCCGGACACCUGCAUCAACCAUUGGCAACUGUCAACUAUCAGAGAUCCAGCCAGCAGGAAAUUCAGAAUUCUCCGUCUUGGCAGGUGCCCCAUGGCCCAGAUCUCCCCUCAUUUGAGUUCACCACUGACGACUAUGAAUCAGUACAUUGGCAUGGCAAGCAUGAACCCAAGGAUGAAGGGAGUGAAGAAGAGAAUGAAACUGACAGCAGUUCCUGCAGAACUUCAAGCAGCAGUCAGAACCUGUCCCCGUGCCAGACAAUGGAUCCUUCAGCCCCUGAGGAGUGUUUUCAGGCACUAAACCAUGCAGAACAAACCUUCAAAAAAAUGGAGAACUACCUCCGACACAAGCAGCUGUGUGAUGUAGUGCUUCUGGCCGAUGACCGAAGGAUUCCAGCCCACAGGCUAGUUCUAUCUUCAGUUUCAGACUACUUUGCUGCAAUGUUCACAAAUGAUGUAAGGGAAGCUAAACAGGAAGAAAUAAAGAUUGAAGGUGUGGAUUCAAAUGCAUUAUGGGCAUUAGUUCAAUAUGCCUACACAGGGCGUUUGGAAUUAAAAGAAGAUAAUAUUGAAUGCCUGUUGUCGACCGCCUGCCUGUUACAAUUGUCUCAGGUUGUUGAGGCAUGCUGUGGUUUCCUGAUGAAGCAGCUUCACCCUUCCAACUGUCUUGGAAUUCGUUCAUUUGCAGAUGCACAGGGCUGCACUGACCUGCAUAAAGUGGCUCAUAAUUACACCAUGGAGCACUUCAUGGAUGUGAUAAGAAAUCAGGAGUUUCUACUACUGCCAGCAAAUGAGAUAGUUAAGCUGUUGGCUAGUGAUGAUAUGAACAUACCAAAUGAAGAAACUAUAUUGAAUGCAUUGCUUAGCUGGGUGCGGCACGAUGCAGACAACAGACAAAAGGAACUCAGCAAACUGCUGGCAUACAUCAGACUCCCUCUCCUCUGUCCUCAGUUUCUUGCAGACAUGGAGAACAAUGUGUUGUUUAGGGAUGACAUUGAAUGCCAAAAACUCAUUAUGGAAGCAAUGAAAUAUCACCUGUUACCUGAGCGUCGCAACAUGAUGCAGAGUCCUCGCACUAAGCCUAGAAAGUCAACUGUGGGAGUACUGUUUGCAGUUGGAGGAAUGGAUGCAACAAAAGGUGCCACAAGCAUCGAAAGAUACGACCUUCGUUCCAAUACUUGGACACAUGUUGCCAAUAUGAAUGGGAGACGAUUACAAUUUGGUGUGGCAGUUCUGGAUGACAAACUUUAUGUUGUGGGAGGUAGAGAUGGAUUGAAGACUUUAAAUACAGUUGAGUGCUACAACCCAAAAACUAAAAGCUGGAGUAUCAUGCCCCCCAUGUCUACACAUAGGCAUGGCCUUGGAGUGGAAGUUCUGGAGGGUCCCAUGUAUGCAGUAGGUGGACAUGACGGUUGGAGCUAUCUAAAUACAGUUGAGCGAUGGGACCCACAGGCUCGGCAGUGGAACUUUGUUGCCAGUAUGUCAGUGCCACGAAGUACAGUUGGUGUAGCAGUACUUAAUGGAAAACUUUAUGCUGUUGGAGGUCGAGAUGGAAGUUCUUGCCUUAAGUCUGUAGAAUGUUUUGAUCCCCACACCAAUAAAUGGACCCCCUGUGCCCAGAUGUCUAAAAGACGAGGUGGUGUUGGAGUUGCAACAUGGAAUGGUUUCUUGUAUGCCAUUGGGGGACAUGAUGCACCAGCAUCUAACUUGACUUCAAGAUUGUCUGACUGCGUAGAGAGAUACGAUCCAAAAACUGACACUUGGACAGCAGUCGCUCCAAUGAGCAUUAGCAGAGAUGCAGUUGGUGUUUGUUUACUUGGUGAUAGGCUCUAUGCAGUUGGAGGAUAUGACGGGCAGUCAUAUCUAAACACUGUGGAAGCCUAUGAUCCUCAGACUAAUGAGUGGAUGCAGGUUGCACCAUUGUGCCUUGGAAGAGCUGGAGCAUGCGUGGUCACUGUUAAACUCUGAUUUCCUUUGAAAUAUAAACCAUUCAAUAGAUCCAUUAAAAAUAAAAUUACGUGACAUCUCUUGAACAUGACUUCAAAAUGAAAGAAAGCUGAAAGAUCCCACAAAUUCCUAAUUGUACUUCCCCACCCAAAAAUGAGUGUCCAGAGAAAACCAUACCUUGUGUAGGAAAUAACAAGUUUCAAUUGAUAUGCAUUUAAAGAACACCCAACUGAUGAUCACGUUAACAAUAAUAGAGGCUCAAACUUUAUGUUGAAAAGCUCCAAGUCUUUUUUUAGGAUUUAUUCCGAUUUAUUAAUGUUCUUGAUUCACUGCUAAAAGAAUUUGGUUAAGCAAAAAUCAAUUAGUAGAGAAGAAAUGUGCCUGUUUAAGGGAUCAACGUCUGUCGUAAUUCUGUAAUAAUUAUGUUGUAGCCUUUAUUCUCCUUCCAUCAUUCCUCAAAAUACUCAGAUAUUGUCUGUACUUGAAAGUUCUAUUCUCCAAUCAGUUUCUGAUGGUGCACUGUACAAAUACUGUAAUUGUUAAUUUAUUUUCUUUAAGCAGUGUAGAUUUUACUUCAAUCAGAUGGAAAAGGCCAUGUGGUGUAACCAUGAAGAAAAUAUUAAAACUAUAAACUGAAUACAAAUUCACUGAGUGCACACUGUAAAGCUAAUUUUCCCCUUUUGCAAGCGAUGCACAUCAGACACUAAAAUUACAACAGUGAUACAAGAUGUUCCAUCUGAUCUGCCUCAUUUUUCAUCCAUUAAUUUUACUGGAUCAAAGAUGAGGUAGUGGCACCAGUUAGCCUAAUGAACGUUAUAGCAUAGUUAUCGAUCAUUAAUGCAAAACUGGAAAAUUAUCCUUCUUUAUUAUGCUUAGUUGCCCUUUAUCUUAAUAAAAUCCAGUGGUUAAUUUUUAUAUAUUUCAAAAUGACCAUAUUCUAUUAUUUUCAUUUUAAGCCAAACUGCCUUUAUUAAAAAUAAAGUAGAAGCACAUACAUAUUUAAUAUGCAAUAUAUCGAAAUCAUUAUAGAAGUUUUUUUGUUGGUGCAAGCAAUCAUUGUGUAAUUGCCCCUUUAUAUCACAGAGUGUUUUCAGUUUAUACAUUAUGUUCUCAAUUAGUCAUUAACAGACCAAAUACAUGUUGUGUCCUUGUAUGUUAUGAUUUACCUACCAAAAAUAUCUAGUCAGAAACUGUCUUUUGCAUCAGCCUUGAGACAUAACCCGUCCUUUACUUAACUUCAUUCUACAAUUCUAUUUUAUCUCAUGGCUAGAAUUUUUGGUUUUGUUGGCAAAGAAAUGAUGUAUAUCCUGGGACCUAUUAGCACCAGUUGUACAUACACAUAGGUGAUGCAAAAAGGGAUCUUAACCAGAGGUUGGUGACACUUCUGAUCACUCCUGAAUAAAGUAACAUCCAGGAGAAAAUUGCUGUAAAUGACUCCACAUACAAUUCACCUCAAUGAUGUGACUUUUCCUGAUGUCAAUCAUGCAUCUAAUGACAUUAUUGUUUUCUAGCAUAAAUGGGAGCUUUGGCUAUGACCUAUGACUUCUAUGAAUUUUGAAUGCAGCUAGAGUUCCCUUGUGCUACUUAACUGAAUUUGUGCCUAUUAAAAGGGACACUUUGCAGACACCAAGAGAGCUGACUGAGCAGCUUCAGAACUCAACAUAGGUUAUUCUAAGCCUUCCAAAGUUCUGAUUAUGAUAGGAAGUAGUUUCUCCAGCUUUGACCUGUUGAGAUAUUCAUUCCUUGAGUGCCUUAGCACCGCUGGCUGCAUGCAGUUAGAACCUUUCCAGCUGAGGACAGUACAGUGUGUAGCAAAGCCACACUAGUCCCUUAUCACAGCAAAGUUGCUUGUCGUAGAUGAGGAAUGUGGCAACAUUACUAAUGUAUUCAGAAUCACUCAAAUAAAAAUAAAAUAAUACAAGCAUCAGAAAUCACAUUUUUCAGUAAAAUUACACACCCUAGUGGCUGUCCUGUUUCAUCCGUGGAUUUCAAAGUUCCUGUGCUAUGUAGUGAUCUUUCCAGUGAACCUGCAGUCUGGCUAAGAGAAGACUGCCCUCUUUCAAUUGAGUAUACACAGAUAUCUAUGUUGAUUGAUGAAAAGCCAUUGCUUUAGAUUAGUUGUCUUCAUUUGGGCCAAUUGAGAGAGAAGCCAUCUUGGGGCACGGGUGAGUGAGCUUUCUGAGAGUCCAUGGUGGGCAGUGACGUGUGGGAGUUCAUCAGUUCACAGAAUCUGCACAUCACGUGGCCUCUUGAGGGACCAAGUGCAUCAUAUUUGAAUUAUAUUGUAUUAACUUAUUUAUAGUGUAAUAUUUUAGUUUAUGUGCUGUGUGUGAUACAUGUUGUGUGGGUACAUCAUGGUCUGGAGGAAUAUUGUUUCAUUUGGUUGUAUAUAUGUACAGUCAGAUGACAAUAAACUUGAACUCAAACUUGAUAACGGUCAAACAGUCUCCAACAUCUACUCAGUUGUUUUUUUCAGCCUGCACCACAAAUCACAGCUGUCUGUUUCCUUUACCAGAGUCGGCUCUGAGGGCAGGACCCUGUUUAUGUUCAUACAUCGACUAGAAGGGCCGAGAUGGCCUGUUUCCACGCUGUAAUUGUAAAAUGGUUAUAUAGUCAUAGUCAUACUUUAUUGAUCCCGGGGGAAAUUGGUUUUCGUUACAGUUGCACCAUAAAUAAUAAAUAGUAAUAGAACCAUAAAUAGUUAAAUAGUAAUAUGUAAAUUAUGCCAGUAAAUUAUGAAAUAAGUCCAGGACCAGCCUAUUGGCUCAGGGUGUUUGACCCUCCAAGGGAGGAGUUGUAAAGUUUGAUGGCCACAGGCAGGAAUGACUUCCUAUGAUGCUCUGUGCUGCAUCUCGGAGGAAUGAGUCUCUGGCUGAAGGUACUCCUGUGCCCACCCAGUACAUUAUGUAGUGGAUGGGAGACAUUGACCAAGAUGGCAUGCAACUUAGACAGCAUCCUCUUUUCAGACACCACAGUGAGAGAGUCCAGUUCCAUCUCCACAACAUCACUGGCCUUACGAAUGAGUUUGUUGAAUCUGUUGGUGUCUGCUACCCUCAGCCUGCUGCCCCAGCACACAACAGCAAACAUGAUAGCACUGGCCACCACAGACUCGUAGAACAUCCUCAGCAUCGUCUGGCAGAUGUUAAAGGACCUCAGUCUCCUCAGGAAAUAGAGACGGCUCUGACCCUUCUUGUAGACAGCCUCAGUGUUCUUAGACCAGUCCAUAACUUAUAUGGUUAUAAGUGUGAGUUGCUAGCAUGCAUCCCUGCUCUUGCAGAGAAGAGGCAAUUUGCUGCAUGCCUACAAGAUAGUGAUCUGCUCAUGCCUGUCAUUUCUCUGCUUGUGCAGGGCAGCACUCUAACUUAUCGCUGUUAGUGAAGAACAAUGAGCCAACCAUGUACAGCGUCCUUUUCCUCUGAAAUGGCGACCCACUCAUAAGUAGCAAUCCUUUGUCCACUGAGAGCAGCAAUCUGCUCAGUGAUAUCACCUCUCUGCUUACUGAAUACAUGGGCUACAACCUGGUGGCAUAUCAUUGUUCCUGAGGAGCUUCAAGCUUGCUUCUGUGUAACCAAGUUAAACUUUUAAGCUUGGGAAGGGUUGUAUGGAAGCAGAAAGAUCUGUGGUCUCUAUUACAGCUAUCACUUCCACUAGGAACUGCUAUAUGAGAGGUUUGCCACCAACACCCAGCAUCUGAAAUGAGCUUCACACCCAGAGUUGAGGUUAUAGUCUACUAUCUCCACACAUCCCUGCAUUCAGUGAGGCAAGUCUGACAAUGUAUUAAUCAUCUCAUUGUGCACUCUAUCCACCUUGUCAUGAAUACAUUGUGAUUGUGUCUAUAUUUGAGUCUUCUGGUCCCUCAUUGUGCCAGUUUCUAAAGUGACAAACACAGUGACUCAGUAGGAUCAUCAUUAUGCUCUCCCAGUUCCUUUUCCUCUAAUGUCCUCUUCUGUUUUUCCUUCUUGUCCUACUCUCUACUGGGAUGGCCUGUUCCAAAAUGCUAAAGGGCAAAGCAGAAAAAAAUUGUCCUUGUAAUCUGCAGCCAAAGCACCUUUAUGAUGGAGCAGCAAUGAAGAUGGUAAUGUGAAUAUCUUUAGGUGAUCAAAUUAAAAGGCUUUUAGCGAUCACAUUAGAACACUGCCAGUGUGCGUAUUUGACACAUGGAGCUGGUUUGAGGCUUGAUGGACUAUCUGUCCAUUGGGACAUUGACUGACCUUUGCAUAUUGCUGUAUUUGAAACCCAGACUUGAGGGGUAGAGAGGGCAGAAUGUCAGUGGAAGGGUGAGGUUAAACAGUGGGAGAUGUAGGAACGUUGUGGUUGGAAUCGUCGUCGGUACGAUUAAUGGUUGUAUGCGGCAGAAUAAAAGUUGUUGGUACAAAGCUCACCUCAAAUUAUAUUAUCAGGUCUUGGGAUUUCUUCCUUAAUGGGAUUCUCAUUAUUGUAGCUGCCACCUGCUACUGGUUUUGAACAUUGCCUUGGUGGCUGUCCUGUUUCCAUUCCCCAUCACAGGAUUUCUCCCAGCCUAACAUUGAUUCAUCAGGAAUUUCAUGCCCUUCUGGUUAAAAAGUAGAUUUCUCUUUCACUCUGCACAGCAGUGUUGUUACUGUGUGGCUGCUAGGAUGUGACUUUAUAGGCUGACAAUUCUCCGUCACAGAGCAGUGUAUCUCCAAACAUCCUAAACCUUUUCAGGUCUUCUUUGUAUCUCCACGUGUACCAUUUUAGUGCACUUGAUUCUGGGUAAUUAACACCACAAUUCUUUUUGUAAUGUAUCCAAUUUUGCUAUUUUUUAUAUAUAUGCAGGUUCUGAUUUGGUUUCAGCACUGUACACAGCAAGAUUUUUUAUUAGCCACCUUAAAAAUACAAUUUCUAGCUUACUUUGUUUUUUGUUAUGAAAUAAGCCAUAAGACAGUAAUAUAUUGUAUGGGAGCACAAUUUGACCAUCUGCCCACCACAUCUGUUCUGCCACUAAAUCAUAACUGUCUUUUUUUCUCAACCCCCAUUCUCCUGCCUUCUCCCCAUAACCCUUAACACCAAGCCAACUAUCAAUCGCUGCCUUAAGUAAGCCCAAUGGCUUGGCCUCCAGGGCCCUUUGUAGCAAUGAAUUCCAUAGAUUCACCAAUCUAUGGAAGUCAACAAUGACUUAUGAACAUGAAAGCUCGUUCUUGUAAGUUAGUCGAUGAGUUUUAUUGCAUACUACAGAAAAUACUGUUGGAUAGCUGAUGAUUCUGUCUGAGUUUGAUUUGGAUCACUUUCAACUAAAAAGAUGAAAUAGGUGGGGCAAUGCAAUUCCACAUCACUACUCUUCAGGACACGUUUUAAUUCAUGGCUAUUUAUGAUUCCCAGCAAGUAUAUUAAAAGCAAUGCCCUGUAAUCCUGUCAAUUUUUAAACCUGCAAACUGAUUUGAUUUUGCAACCAGUUUGAUUUCAGUGGCUUGUUUGUUUUAUAUUUAGAACUCCUUCAAUGUAAGUAUUAAGUUGCCUGCAUUAAGAAACUCCAUAAAGUUUACUUGUGCAUUUAUCAGAAUUGGUCACCUGGUUCAAAUUAAUUUUCUAAAAUGUUAAAUUGUACUGUAUGUUAUUAUGUUACUAGUUAGCACUUACAGUGAGCACUGAAUUAUGAGACAUUGAUUUAACUGUUGAAGUACAUAUUAAUGCAUGUAAUUUUGGUGAACAGUGAGAUAUAACUAAACAGUGGAUUUAUUUUCACUUGGACUAUUGAGACCUAUACAUUUUGGCCCAAUUAAGUGGAUACCCCAAUUACCCAAAGUUUCAUAAAAAGCUAUUUAAAAAAAGACAACUACCAUUUAACUGAGUAACAAACUAUGUAUUUAAGUGAAAUACAGAACAAAUUAGAACACUGCCAUUACUACUAAAGUACUAUAAAACUGUGUAUUAGAUCCUAAUACUUAUCAACGGAGGAAUUCAUCCAGUUACACUGCCGUAUUCUUUUGAUUGUAUAUGAACAAAAUCAGUGCAAACACCUAGUACAGUUAAUGGACCUCCUUCAUUGACUCCCUGUGAAGUAGUGCUGUAACCCAACAAUAAAUUUCUUUUUUCUGAUCAUGAAUGGUAUUAGGUGGAUGGCUUUUAAUUUGGUCAAGUAGGGUAAUUUUUUUGGGCCAGUGGCUAAUCUUUCGUGGCAUCUUGGCAAGGGUCUCAAACUUUCUUAAGUCAGAAUAAAAAUACUAAAUGAUCAAAAUAUGCUACUUUUUGAAUCAGCAUCCGUCAGCCCAAAUGGAUUAUAUAACACAAGCAAACACCUCUGACACUAUUUAAAAACUGUUCGCUGUAAGCACACUGUAGUGUCUGAUGGCCACACAAGCGCUCCGGACAGAUGCUGGUUAGAAACUGUUCGGCAACUGUCUCCUGUCACAAUUAAGCGGCAUAGUGUCCCAAAACAUGAAGGGAAGCUCGGCUGCUUUUUCGAUUCAUUUUUGUUAAGAGUUCUCCCAAAUAAGUGGUUCCCAGAUUAACUGGAAUCCACUUAUAUGACAAAGAUUCAUGUUUUUAAUUUAUGACCACUUACAUUAGUGAGUUCACAGUUUGUUUAUUUAAUUUCACUGAAAAGCACAGUUAAAUCACAGGAUAUUUAUGCAACAAUCUAAGUAUGAAAAUUGCAAACUAUUUUAUCCUCCCAAAAAUUCCUUUUUUACAAUUAAUGUAUCUCCUGUAGCUUCUCGGUACAAUAUAUAUCAGACAAGCAUUAGGAGUGAUGCCUUGUUCACAGAAAUCCCGCACUUUGCAAUCAUUAUAAAACCAGCUGCAUUAACUGUGAGUAACUCAAUGGUCAUUUCUGAUACUUGCUUUCCAGUUAUUGCUUUUACCCCAGGCCAACUUUGAAAUAUGGAUUGCAACAUAUUUCAAAAAACAUUAGCCUUAUUAAGAAAAAGAAUCAGUAGUAGUCACAGAAUUAUCCAAAUAAUUGAGUGUUAAAGAAGAUAAUUUGUAAUUCUUUAGAUUACUAAAUAAUCUGAAUGCUGAUGAUUCAUAUAGAAAAGUGGGGGAUUAUAGAAAAGAAAGUUUCCACAUUGUCAAUAGAAAUAAGAUAACUUGAGAGUGGUUACCUACAUGAUCUGUCGAGUACUGUUUCAGAAUUUGAUUCAUUCUUGUAGCCUAUAUAUUCAUAUUGGUAGCACCCUAAAGUUACAAGCAAAUGAAGGUUGAGGAAAACAGUCGUUUAAAAUGUAUUGAUUAAGCAUGAAGAUAAGCAGGAUAAAGAUAAAGAAAGAUCUAGUCACCUUGCAGAAGAGGUACAUUGAAAAGGUUAAAAAAAAGCUAAAAGGUAAAAAAAGUUAGUCUCCGUUUGGCAUAUGUGGCAUCAGAAUACUUGGAAGCAUAAUCAAAUUUGAUACUCCAUCCACUGAUGUGGGUUAAGAUGCUGUACUUUGGAUAAUAUGUCAAACCAAGGCACUGUCUGGCUGUUCUAAUUCUUGAAGUGAAUCCAUAUACCUAUUCUAAGAAAAGCAAGGAGUUGUCCCAUUUAUGUAGAUUAACAAUAAUCUCUCUACCAAAUUGACCAAAAACAGAUUAAUGGAUAAUUUACCUCAGUGCCACUUAUCAAUAGACAUCGCACUUCAAAGCAUUUCCAUGUUGUGGUACAACAUUCAUGAUUUAUAAACCACACAUUGCACCAAAAUCAAUGGGUUACAAAUUACAUUCCUAUUGCUGAAUUUUUAGUGUAAUGCUCAUAUUUACAAAUCCUUUCGAUGCUGAUUCAGUGUCAACAAUGUUUUGAAUAUGCCCAACCAAUCUGUUUCAAUCUAUAAUUAAAUUUGCUGCAGUUUGAAAUUCUGCUGUGUUUAUGAACUAUCAUGUCAGGUUAUUAUGUACUAAAUGCAUCUUAACAGUUGUUUCCUAGGUACCCAUUUGUAAGUCUCGGAUCCCCAAUCAGUUUUCUAAACAUAUAUAAUAUACAGUAUGUAUAGUAGCAUGCAUUGUUGGGCAGUAUUGUGUUUAGAGUGUAAUAUAUAAAACUCUGCAGAUGCUGGGGUCAAAGCAACACUCACAACACACUGGAGGAACUCAGCAGCUCCACGGAUGCUGCUCGACCUGCUGAGUUCCUCCAGCGUGUUGUGAGUGAUAUAUAAAGCUCUGGUUGGGCCACACCUACAGCAUUGCAUAUAGUUCUGGUCACCUCACUAUAUGAAGGAUAUUAGGCCUUUGGAGAGGGUGCAGAAGAGGUUUACCAGGUGCUGCCUGGUUUAGAGGCCAUGUGCUAUCACGAUAGGCUGGAUAAACAGGUUUUUUUUUGAGUGGCGGAGACUAGGGGGAAAUCUGAUAGAUUAUUAGGGACAUAGAUAGAGGGCAGAGAGGAUCUGUUUCUCAGGGUUGAAAUGUCUAAUACCAGAGGGCAUGCAUUGAAGGUAAGGGGGUAGGUUCAAGGGUGAUGUGAGGGGUCAGUUUUUUUACUCAGAGUCGUGGAUACCUGGAAUGCGUUGCCUGGUACGGUGAUAGAGGCAAAUACAGUUGAGGGUUUUGAGAGAUGUUUGAAUAGGCACAUGGAUGUAAGGAAGAUGAGGGGAUAUGUAGGUAGGAGGAAUUAGUGUUUGGGUGUUUUUGAUUUGCUUUUUAGUUGGUUCGGCACAACAUUGUGGGCUGAAUGGCCUGUUCCUGUGCUGUACUCUUCUAUGUUCUGCACAUUAACCUAAUAAUAUCUAAUCCAUUGGACUGAUCUUUGUUUCCAUUGUAUUAUCAUUCACGUGCAACAUUCCAAGAUCUGCUAUAUGUGCAGUUACUCAUCUAGCUUCUUUAAUUGUCCACUUUAUAAGUCAUGCAGUUACAAAGCAUUCCACAUCUUCAAUAACUGAAUAUGACUGUCACCAGAAAGCAUGCUUUAUUCCAUUAUUUUACAAUCCAGCUCACCUUGAAGGAAUUUAGCUUUAUUGCUUGCAGCCUGUGAAGCGGCUCAAAAUCUUGGCAUUUUAGUUCGCUCCUGUCUGAGUUUCUUAACCCUCAUCCUCUCCACUAAAAUCUCCUGAUUUCAAUUUUUUUUAAUAUUAUCUAUCUUUGCCCCAGCUCAGUUUAAGUUCAAGUUCAAGUGUAAUUAUCAUUGAACCGUACAUGAAUACCCAUGGAUACAGCCAAAUGAAACGGAGUUACUCCAGGGCCAAGAUGCAAAACACUGUAUCAAUAGUCAGACACAGCACAAGGCACACGUACGACGUCAGUAAAAUACAGUCAUGCAAAACAAAUAAAAAUAUACGUUGGCAGAUUAAUGCAAACUUGACCACAAUCUGUUCUGUGCUGGCAAGCUUCCACAUUCAAAUAUUCGUAAGCUUGAAAUAAAAACUAAAAAUACUAGAAAUAGCCCAGCAGUUAGGCAGCAUCUAUAGAGAGAGAAAUAGAAUUAAGAUCGGGUCGAUGAUAUUCCAUCUCAUAGAGCAGCUACAGUGGAAGUACUAUACAUUGAAUGUGAAGGUUUCUACAUUCCUUUAAAUCAGCCUUCAUGAUUUCCAAUGCCUCCAUGUGAGGUCACCACAAGACACAAUGUACCUUCCACUUGCUUUACUCAAUUCAAAAGGAACUGUUCCUUCUGGACACUAGUUCAUUCACACAUCUCUGACAAUAGGCACUUCCCCUUCUUGCAACAGCUUUCGUAGAACCAUAGAAAAUGCAACAAAUGCCCUUCCACCUUCUCCCUACCCCUCCACCCCUAUCUCGGGCAACACUGUUUCCAGGUGAAUCACUAAGGUUAGAGACUUCCUUUUUUUUUGAUUGCACAUCCUCAGUUUGAGAUUAUGCAAAACCUUGCCCUUCUUUCAAUUUGUGCAGAUUCCCAUUCCCCUGUCACACUUGUUCUUAUCCUAGAUCUGCAUGGUUCCUUGCUUGGCAGUUUUUCUUUCAAUUAAUAUUCUUAACCUUGGGUUAAAAUUUAUGCACGACUUGAAACCUAUUUUGCAACUUCCUCCAGCUCCAUAAACCUCUGAGAUCUCUUCCAGUUCCUACCUCUAUGCUCAUUGAUUGACCAUCAACAAGGAUGCCAUCUGCUGCCAAACCAUGAACCUCUCCACUUCUGUCUCCUCAAGUUCACCAUAAUAAUCCCUUUAAAACAUCCAUCUUUUGCAAAGUUGUUAGUGCCAGUCCUAAUGUAUUUUAUGGCAUGAAGCUUGACCAGAUGCAGCAUAGUGAGCUGGUAGAAGAACACUCUAAAUUUGUAUUGAUUGAUGCUACUGGGUGGUCGCUACAACAAGUAUUUCCUGAUUUAGGAGUCUCAAAUUUGUUCACAUUCCUUUGCCCUUCUUUGGUUUACAUUGUAGAUUUACUCUAUGCUCCUUUCAAUUCAUACCACUUCCCUCACCCCAAUGUGGGGCUACCGUCCAGCAGCUCGCUGUAUUCCUCUUCAGCAACGGGUCACUGUUAAAUCUUUAUUAUCCAGUUGUUUGAUAUUUUCACUAACAUUUCAGUCUCCCUCCUGGAAACACAAGUCCUAUCAGAAGGUAACAAGAGAAUAAUGAAGAAAAAAAAUAGUAUCUGAGAGAAGUGGGAAGAUUGGGAGCAAUUAAGAAGUGAACAAGUGCGUUUGAGAGAAAGGCAAGUGUAAAAAAAGUGAAGGGGGAUUGGAGAUGGAGAUAGCGUGGAAUAGUUGGCAAUGGACUAGAGAAAUAGAAGCCAAGAAGUACUUGAAUCCUGAGUUUAGAAGAGCCACUGUUACAGUGGAACAUGGUGAAUCCUUUCUCAGGUCUAUUCGGCUGCUUUUUCAUUUACUCUUGUAGCUCAUAGAAGCUGUUAGUUUCUGUUUUGCAGGUUCCCAGUGGAAUAGAUGAGAAAUAUGCAGGGUGAAUGUAUAUCUUGAACUUUUAGGGUUGUAGUGGGAUGAAAGGAACUGGAAUGUUGAAGAAAGAUUGGGGGACUCAGAGAAAAUAACCAUAUUAGUUAGCAAUAUAUAGACUUAAGCAAUGAAGAAGAAAAUAGGCUUGCUUCUAUUGGCAAUCAAAAUAAACUUUAUAUUAAGGAUAUGAAGUAACUCUGGAGAUAAAUGACCGCACAUUUUAAAAGUUAUAUAAUGUACUGAGUACUUUAUGUACUUGUUUGCUAGGCUAAGAAUAUGCUUUUUUCAAACAUUCCUGGUUGUCAAUUGUAAAUUCAAAUGGAAUCACUUCCAUUCUUAUUAAAAAGUGUAACUAAUUAUAUUAGUAGUAAGCAGCUUAUAAUUACUGAUUGAGACAAUAAAAUGCCUGUGUAAUGAUGUGAUGUAUGUGGAACAUCUUGAAAAAGCAACCUUAUUUUGUUUUUUUUUAAUUUUCCUUUAUUUGAACAAUGUAGGUACAGAAAACUGCAAGUUAAUAUGGUGAAACAGAUCUAUAUUAAUGAUGGAACAAAAUCUCUUUAUAUGGUAUAUAGUGUAUGAUGUUGAAUGUAAUAUCAGCUCUGAUUUUGCAGUACCUGAAACUGCAUACAUAUUUGUCAUCCUGUGAUAAACGGUUUGAUUAAAAUGUGUAACACAGAAUAAUUGUUACAUUCUCUUUUACUUCAGUAGAAAAAAAUGAUGUAUUAGAAAUACAUUCCUUUUGGAAGGUAAUAGAUCAGUCAUCUAUUUAAAAAUAUAGCAUGCACUACAUGUCACCUUUAAUUAAAAGCUUUAUUUUACAGAAAUUGCUUCAUUAUUAGAAAUAUAUUGUGUUAUAUUUCUUUUUAUUGGUGACUUAAAUGAAAUUAAUUAAACAAGAAUUUCGAUCAGAAUUGCAGUUAUUAGCAUCUAGAAAAUAAGCACAGUUUUCCAGUACGUUUGCCCAUUCUAUGGAAUCAGAAAUAACCCUUCACAAAAAGAAAAAUUUCAGAAUUUAUUCAUUUUGUAAAUUGGACUUGCCUAACAUUGGGCUUUUGUUUAAACCGUUGUACCUUAAUUACAUUUGUAACCUUUUGGGGAGAAACUGAUUGCCAAAUUCAGGACAAGCAUCAGACAAACAUCUCAGGAAGGGCUAUAUGUAUACAUUUUCUUGAACUAAUCUGUCUGUUAUGUGGAAUUUGAACUUGAACAUUUAUGUCUAAAGGAUGUGAAUA